Messenger RNA from Thunnus maccoyii (southern bluefin tuna), 5805 nucleotides. It is a transcript of the gene espn, whose product is annotated as espin. The coding region runs from base 990 to 3677 and encodes 895 amino acids. NCBI's taxonomy places the organism in Eukaryota, Metazoa, Chordata, Actinopteri, Scombriformes, Scombridae. Gene Ontology annotation, molecular function: actin filament binding. Gene Ontology annotation, cellular component: cytoplasm. Gene Ontology annotation, biological process: actin filament bundle assembly. The record is from RefSeq and is a predicted model, not a curated record. The transcript has 14 exons.
UCCAAGGAGUUUAAUUUGGAGGACUUGUUACUACUGUACAGACAGUAUGGAUUAGCAUGUUCAAUCUCCACAGCAAGAAACUUCUACAAUACCUCACUUAACAUACACAUACCAAAACACAAGUAUUAUUUUUCAGAAGCUCAGUUUUCCAAAAGGCCACCAGAUGGACCUCUUCAGUAUGCAAACAGUAGGUGUCCAGUGAUGCUGAUUUCACUGCCAUAUGUAAAAUUAAUGCUGUAUGCAAACAGGCCUGGGCGUGUGUUCAAAAACUCCAUCGCUGGAGUAGUUCAUAGCCACGGUCUAUACUUGACUAACACCCCCCACCACAGUUGUGUAACUUUCUCUGUUGGACUAUGGUCACACUUUUAAGUAGCCUGGUCGCACUGCGCCUUUAACUUCUGAGCCGAUUUCCAGAAAGCAACAACCUGUAACAGGCUCACUGAUCCUCCCCCUGAUGGAUUAUUUAACAAGCGCUCAGUCCCAUGUCGCCAUCUGCUAUAGGAAGAAAAACACUGCGGAAUAUUCUCUGAAGCACAUGACACGCGUUUAGUUAUUAGGAAACUAUUUGAACAAACGAAAUAAACAAAAGUAGUUUAGUGGUACACAAAAAAAACAAAUAUCCUCGUGCGGCGCUUGUGCAACAGGUGUUCAGCAUCCUGCGGGCGUCAGAGAGAAAAGAAGCGGAUAACUGGGUCACAUCAUCGGACAAAACAUAGACAGCAGGUUAGUUUUACACUCAGAUAAACAAAAACGGAGUUUUAUUUCAACAUGUAAAAAAGUCGCGUAUUAAAAUGUGCAGCGUGUGAAGGAUAACGGACCAUUUGGCUCUGAAAGAUGUGGAGCGAUAACUGAGCUUUCCUACUAAGUUAAUCGGGUGACUGAGAUGAACUGACGCUUCAAAGGGGACAAUGCUGACCCCAGCCACACGGUGAACCGAUCGGGCUCAACUCAGGCUACCGAAGGAAGGAGUCGUCCAGUCUGCGGCAGUCAUGGUGGUGGAGGGGGACAGGACGCUGCUCGCCGCAAGGCAAGGCGACGUGCAGGCUCUGAAAGUGCAAUUAGCGGCAAAGGCGCUAACCAGCGAUGUGAAGGAUGUGCUAGGAGCCUCACCGGUCCACCACGCAGCCCGGGCAGGGAAACUGACCUGCCUGCGCUUCCUGGUGGAGGAGGCAGGACUGCCGGGCAACUGCCUGGCUAACAACGGGGCGAGCCCGGCGCAUGACGCAGCAGCCACCGGCAACUUGGCCUGCUUACAGUGGCUGCUGACCCAGGGUGGAUGUCGGCCAGAGGACAGGGACAGUUCUGGUGCCACUGUUCUCCACCUUGCAUCCCGCUUCAGUCACCAUGAGAUCACCGAAUGGUUGCUGAAGAGUGGGGAGGUGGACCCCGGGGCCACCACCGAUGCAGGCGCCCUACCCCUUCACUAUGCAGCUGCCAAGGGAGACCUGCCCUCUCUCCGAUUGUUACUGGGGCACAGCCCAAACAUUGUCAACUCCCAAACUAAGAAUGGUGCCACACCGCUCUACCUGGCCUGCCAGGAGGGUCAUCUGGAGGUCGUCCAAUUACUGGCUAAGGAUUGUGGGGCAGAUCCGAGCAUCAGAGCCAACGAUGGGAUGACACCUCUGCAUGCUGCAGCCCAGAUGGGCCAUAAUACUGUCAUAGUCUGGCUGAUGAGUUUCACAGAGAUCAGCCUGACAGACAGGGAUGGUGACGGGGCCACGGCCAUGCAUUUUGCAGCCAGUCGUGGUCACGCAAAGGUGCUCAGCUGGCUGCUGCUGCACGGCGGCGAGAUUGUCACUGACAACUGGGGAGGAACGCCCCUUCAUGACGCCGCAGAGAAUGGUGAACUAGAGUGCUGUCAGAUCCUCGUGGUCAAUGGGGUGGAUCUGGGCAUCAGGGACCAGGACGGCUUCACAGCAGCAGACCUGGCUGAAUACAACGGCCAUUCCCAGUGUGCCAAGUAUCUGCGCACUGUGGAGAACAUGAGUGUGGAACACCGUGUUUUGUCCCGGGACCCCUCAACAGACCUCGAGUACAAGCAGCCGGACUCAGGCCUCUCGUCCCCAAACACCACCAUGCCCCCUGCCAGCCAGGCAGCACACUUUGACAUUGGUUCACCAUCCAGCUCGCUGUCCAACUACGACUCAGCCAACUCCAGCCAGUCCAGCACUGGGGAGAAGAGGAGCAGCUUAACAACGUCACGAAGCCCGUCUGCUCAGCUGAACACAGUCGCACACACAGGUGCAUCAGAGUCAGCCAUAUCAGACAUGCAGGCGUACAUGGACAUGCUAAACCCGGACAUUGGCUCUGACAUGCCCAAGAAGAACGAGACACCUGCUGAUGCCGCCCAGAAGCUCCCGCCACCGCCAACCUAUCCGCCGCCGCCUCCCCCACAGUCUCCCCCGAUGCCUCCUCCACCCCCGAGCUUCCCAGCACCACAGCCCCCUCAGGAGCCGUCAUCAGCUGAGUUUCUGAAGGUGAAAAGCAACUUGCGGCAUGUGGACAACACCAGCAAUAAGGAGCUGACUCCCGGAGAAAACCACGACAAAUUGCGGCGUGUGGAUUCAAACAGGAAGUCGAGGAGCUUUAGCAAGCAGCCCAGUACUGGGGACUACUACAAGACCCUGGGCAGCGACACGGCCGAGCCCCGUGGGAGCAGAGGCAUGGCGCCCAACGAGGAGGGCUCCGUGUUAUUGGAGGAACCUACCGACAGCCCCACCUCCAGCUCUGAGAAUGGCACUACAGAGGAAACAAUCCCACCACCACUUCCUCCACCUCCGCCCCCUCUUCCCCCAAGCAACCCAAUGCCAACACCCCCUCCACCUCCUCCGUUGCCCCCGGAGAUGCCAACCACCCCAAUUCACUCUGCCAGUAACCAGCGACGCCCAUCUUCCUCAUCAGGAAGCGCAAAAUCUUUCAACAUGAUGUCCCCCACUGGCGACAACUCGGAGCUGCUGGCAGAGAUCAAAGCAGGGAAGAGCCUCAAGCCCACACCUCACAGUAAAGGCUACACCACUGUCUAUUCCAACAGCGGACCAACAGGCAACAAUGGAAACACCUCACCUCCAUCAGAGACUCGCACUUGUAUCUCACCAGCCAAGCCGCCAUCCCCUCCACCGUCCAAUACGUCUGUCACCUCCCCACCCACAACCCCGAGUCCCAGCCCCAGCCCAACUGGCUGUGGAUCUGCAAAGACCAUGUCAACCUCUGGAAGCUACGAGCAGCUGUCCUCCAACUCUGUGAUCAACGGGAACAGUGGUGGUGGCAAAGCAGGAGCAGAGGCAGGGCGGAAGACAAGCCUCGCAGAUGUGGAGGCACUUGUGCCCACUCAUGACGAGCAGGGAAAAGCGAUCCCUGAGUGGAAGAGGCAGGUGAUGGUACGAAAGCUUCAGGUCAAGAUGCAAGAGGAGGACGAGCACAAACGCAAGGCUGAGGAGGAGGCAGCACGUCUGGCAUCAAUGCCGGCCUGGAGGAGAGACAUGAUGAAGAAAAAAUUGGACGAAGAGAAAUGUGAAAGGGACCAGAAGAGAAAAGCAGAAGAGCAGGCCAAACAGGCCAAAGAGAAGGAAGAGAAGACGGAGCAGGAGCGACUACGGACCAUGGGCUACGACGACACCAAGCUGGCCCCCUGGCAGCGACAGAUCAUCCUGAAGAAAGGGGAUAUAGCCAAACAGUGACCUGGGCCAUCUCAUCCCUCCUCCGCCCUGCAGCACUCCCCACCCUCACACCCCCCACCCCCAAGGCCUUCACUAUACGCAUCCCCCUGUCUGAUCCUCCACUCUGCUCUGUACACUGGACAGUGGGGAAGAUAUUGUCUCUUCUAACCUCUGUCUCACUCUUCGGCCUCCUGAAAUACAGGACCACACUACAGCUGCUGCUGUCCGCACAGGCUUUGAGGCUCAGCCUGGCUGAAGCACAGCAGUGUGACCCUCCACCUCCCAUUGAAAGUCUCAUGGACACAAACUCUUUUAGUCUUUUAGCGUUAACAAUAGCCGUGACAUGCACUGAUUGUCCUCACUUAGACAUUUGCUAUAACUGCGUGUGUCCUUAACUACAUUAAGGUUAUUUUUAGUUAUCUGGCUAUUUGCUUUCCUGCAAAUCAUCAGAGGCUGUUUCACAUAGAAGAUUUACUCAAACAAACAGGUUUAUGAUAAAUGGAGAGCGGCUAUUUGUGAGCAUCACUGCCAUGGAGGACAAAGCCUGUCAUUGGAUUUAUGUUUCCCUUUAUUAGCCGCACUCACCAUUAUGUAAUGAAUGGAAAAGUAGCUCCGCAACAGUUGUGUCAUCACAACUCAGCAAACGGCUUAUUAAACCCUGAAGCAGCUAAUGCAUUCUGUACGUAGACUGUAUCGCAUCUUUAUCAUGUUAUAUACUUAGUCUUGAGAUUUUUGUAUCAAGCUCUUAGAAGCACUUUCUAAAUGGCUUCAUUUUACUGCCAGAGUUGUAAUUCUUGUAAGAAACAAAUCCUAACACUUUUCAAACUAAUCUGUUUUCUUUAGAUAAGCUUGUUGUCAUUUCUCUGUGGAUUUGGAAUACUGAUAUAUAUCCUAUUUUAAUUAAUGUAAAGAUUAUGUAGCUGUGCAAAUUUUAUUAAUUAUCACUGGAAAACAAAAACGCCGCAAUGUUCGUAAUUCAUUUUUCUAUAUGUGACCUAUGUGUUAAGCUAUUGUGAUCAUGAAUGUGAAAUGUUGUGUGCAUGUGUUGCAUAAUGUGUAUCAAACAUGUUGUGAUGUAUUAUUAAGCACAUUUGAUCCAGGGCCCUGAAUUUUCACAAAAGAAAAAACACACUAUUUGAAUACGAUCCUGCAAGGUUUCUAUUUGAGCAUGGCCUUUUUUUAAAAAAGCAGCAUCUUACACCAGACAUCUCAUCUGCACACACUGAAUAAUGAGCGAGUAGAGAAAAGACAUCAGUUUGUCCCGUGUCCUGUUCCAGACAUUGUCCCCGUAAACCUGGAGGAUAAAUCUUUAAUGGGCAGAUCUACUUACUCUUUCUGCCACAAACAGGUGUAACAUCAGAAAUGUACAAAAAUUAUCAGUAGAUAAUGCCAGCUGUGUUUCAUCUGCAGCCACUAGUGUGAAGAGUCUAGUUUCAUGUCUUUGGUCAAACAUCUGAUAACAAAAGAAGAACAAAACUUACACAAUGUACUGUAUAAUUCACUCUAGACUUCAGGGGGAUCAUUUUUAGGUGACAGAAUUGACACAAAUGUCAGGUUGAUUAUUAAACAGCUUGUUUUAUUCAUAAUUUCUCGGGUCUAAACAGCUCUUAGGAUUCACACGUUUGUUGAGCGUUCAACAAUUUCAGGCUGAAUAUGAAAAUCUGUGUUGAAUGUUUUUGGUAGAACCGAGAAGACGCAUGUUAAAUCUUAGCAGAGUAAGAAUCUGUGCACUGACAUUUAACAAGUAACUGGAUCUCACAAUCAUGCUGGAUGUCUAUUUCUGAAUGUGACACUUAGGUAUUCCCACAUAAUGGAAAAUAUUCUACAUGUUUACUACGUUUAUGUUGGGUGUACAUUUUUACAAAUCAAGCGUACACGUCAUGUGGUCAUUAAAGACAUGGUCCUAGUCGGGGGAAUUAUUUGGAAAUAUUCUAAUUCACUUUCAUCGGAUGCCAUAUGAUGUUGAAAUUAAAAAUGAUGUAAACGUCAUUGCCAUUUGAUUUUCUAUAUAUAUAAAUAUAUAUAUAUAUAAACUCUGUAUAUAGUGACCCUCUCCAAAUUUUGUCAUCUCAUUGUUUCCAUAUUGCAUUAUAUUACAUGUCUCAGCCUUGCUUGAAUAGAAUGUUGGCUAAUUCAUGUAUAAUUAUAU